ACCACGUCAGGUCAAAUUCAAGUAUGAGCGCCUUAAUUCUGUGUGUUGAACAAUAGAAAUGUAAUGAUUCCUUCUCAGGUUGCUGUCAAGGCUUUGCGUUUUCUGCCUAGCGCGGAUGAUAUCAGGAGAAUCCGUCGAGAGAUCAAAAUAUGGAUGAAAUUAAAACAUCGGAAUAUCGUGCCAUUCAUAGGCGUAACAGCGAGAUUUGGACCCCCCGAGACCAUCUCUCUCGUUUCGCCCUGGAUACCCAAUGGAACAUUGACAAAUUUCUUGGACACCUAUGGUGGAAAUUCAUCACUGAUAUCGAAGUUAUGGCUGCUUCAUGAUGUCGCAGCUGGUUUAAACUACUUACACUCAUUCCCUCUCAUCCACGGAGAUCUCACCGGUAGCAAUAUCUUGAUAAAUGCAGAAGGCAUGGCGUGCCUUGUGGAUUUUGGACUUUCUACCGUGAUAGGAGGACUUGAAGGUGGAUCUUCGAUUGCCCCGUCAUCCUGCCGUCCCGGUGCAAUACGGUGGACCGCUCCCGAGCUUCUUGGAGAUCCAGAGAUUUCCUAUUUGCCUACACCAAAAAGUGACAUAUAUUCUUUUGGUAGCGUGAUGCUACAGAUCCUCUCUAACAGAUUUCCGUGGUAUACAGAUAGAGGCAUCAUGGCUGAAUUUCGUAUCAUAGCAAAGCUGCUUGUAGGAGAAACUCCGCCUCGGCCGGAUGAUCCAUGCAUUUCAGAGAAACACUGGGCUCUUAUCUCGGAAUGCUGGCGCCCGAUCUCGAGCACGGAAAGUCGUCCGACAACUGUACAAUUAGUCGACACUAUCAGUAAAGACAUUGCCAAUUGUUCAGGUGAAACAAACGACGCGUGCCGUGUAUUCCGUUCCGAGAAGUCUCCUCUAAUGGUGCACAAAGACUCUCAUCCUCCCUCCAAACCGUUACCUGGACCCAUGAGACACAGACAGCAGCAGCCGAAGUUAUCACGCCCGACUGUAGAUGAUUCUGUGGAUUCAAUUUUCGCAUUUUAUCCCCCAGACCCCGAGAACAAGACGGUUGUGCCUCAUGCUCCUGGAGAGUUGUUGCGACAAGAGUACACCGAACCUUGUCACAGAUAUCCUCCCAUAAACACGCUUUUCGUGGAUAAUCUCCCUAGGAGCACAGGGGAUUAUGGUGACUAUCUUGAAACUCGAUUAAGAGCCUUGUUUUCUCUGCGCCCGGGAUAUAGAAGAUUACUAUUCACUCGCAAGAGUGACGGGCGAAUGAUGUGUUUUGUCGACUUUCAGGAUGUACAUCAUGCCACGAUGUCUCUCAAUGACCUCACUGGCUCCACGCUCGACGGGCUCAUAAGAAACGGUGGUAUCCGUCUGACGUAUAGUAAAACAUGCAUGGCUUCCCGAAGGCCAUAUAGUGCGGGUACGGGUGCAUAUGCAACUCCUCCAAGCUUCGAAGCCUGAGUAUGAUACUUAUUAUUAAUUAGCAUGUUUGAUAAUACAUCUCAGCCAUUAUUUUACAACGUAACCCGCAUAUCCUGGUCUUCAAGUAGCCAGUUGUAUGAAAUUCUAU
Molecule: messenger RNA, 1549 nt
Organism: Suillus plorans
Lineage: Eukaryota; Fungi; Basidiomycota; Agaricomycetes; Boletales; Suillaceae
Product: kinase-like domain-containing protein
Exons: 7
Coding region: 64-1440 (458 amino acids)
Biological process (GO): protein phosphorylation
Molecular function (GO): protein kinase activity; RNA binding; ATP binding
Source: RefSeq, a predicted model, not a curated record